GGAACAACUAAAUGUCUGACCAUUACGCUGCCAAAUUUUUGGGGGAUUGGAGCGUGCACAAAGUCAUACAGCAACCUCUGCAAACCGGGAAGUGUUGGAAUCACUGGGUUGGUUCAGCGAAUUUUAGAGUGCUUCGUGAAUGGAAUGCUGAACUUUGACCUCCCAACGCAAAUAUACCUCUUCAUAGAAUUUCUCAAGGAACUCUUGCAGGAAACAGAUCCUAUUCCCGAGAUUCUCGGAGGCAUUUGCGAGACCCUUUCCUCUGUCACUGGCGUCAUUGGAAUUGACCUCGACUGCAAUUUGCUGGAGCUAGAUACUCAGGCUCUGUGUGAAGACAAGAUCAAGCUAACAGUGCCCGCUACUCUCAACCUAACACAGUGUUUCGGACAAGUGCCAUUUACGUGCAUCAGGGGCCAAGUUCUGACGGAGCCGUUGUUGAAGGGAUUUACUGAAUUGCUUGCGUGCCUGACGCGCACCGUUUUGAACCUAGGCUUGGAUGGGACGCUCGAAGAAUUGGUCUGCUAUAUUGCAGAAGUUCCGGCAAUAUUGUUUGGGAACCAGAUAAGUGGUCUGGGGAGCGUGACUGACGGCCUUGUCCUCGCUCUUCAACAAAGCUUCGGCGUUGAUUGCAGCGUGUCGGACGAGAGAAAAUAAAUCAUUUCAA
Messenger RNA from Dermacentor silvarum, 664 nucleotides. RefSeq lists its product as uncharacterized. The record is from RefSeq and is a predicted model, not a curated record. The transcript is spliced from 8 exons. Bases 145 to 654 code for a protein of 169 amino acids. NCBI's taxonomy places the organism in Eukaryota, Metazoa, Arthropoda, Arachnida, Ixodida, Ixodidae.